This is a messenger RNA of Vicia villosa (hairy vetch), 969 nucleotides long. RefSeq names its product ervatamin-B-like. Gene Ontology annotation, molecular function: cysteine-type endopeptidase activity. Bases 1 to 969 code for a protein of 322 amino acids. The record is from RefSeq and is a predicted model, not a curated record. Gene Ontology annotation, cellular component: lysosome. The transcript is spliced from 2 exons. NCBI's taxonomy places the organism in Eukaryota, Viridiplantae, Streptophyta, Magnoliopsida, Fabales, Fabaceae.
AUGGAUAGUGAGUCUCCCUAUUCUUCCAUGGUUAAUGAAUUCGUAAAUUGGCAGGUAAAGUAUGGAAUUAAAUAUGCAAAUAGUACUGAGACGGUGAAACGCUUUGCUAUAUUCAAAGAAAAUUUUGAAUUCGUUGAAAAUUUUAAUAAAGGGAAUGAUACUUACACGGUUGGCUUAGAUCAAUAUUCUGAUUUGACUGAUGAAGAGUUUUACUCUUUAUAUGGUGAGUCUCCAAAUGUAUCAAAUGACAUUUCUUCCUUCGAAGUUAGGUCAAAUACCAAUACAGUAAUCUUCAACUUGACUGAUGAUAUUCCAAAGAAUUUAGAUUGGAGAGAUCACGGAGCGGUCACCGAUGUUAAAGAUCAAAAAUUAUGUGGAGCUUGUUGGGCUUUUUCAGCUGUAGCAGCUGUAGAAAGUAUUUGGAAAAUAAAAAAGGGCUUUCUGCUCACAUUAUCAGAGCAACAACUAAUUGACUGUGAUUCAAGAAGUCACGGUUGUGAUGGUGGUCAUCCUGAUCAAGGCUUGCGUCAUAUAGUAGAAAGCGAUGGUAUUCUCGAAGACGAGGAUUAUCCAUAUAGAGGAUACCACGAUGAAGACGGCAGCUGUGAUUUACGCGACCAGAACGCGCCUGAGGUUGAUAUAAAUUCUAUCACAUAUGUACAAAGACUUGAUGAACGUCAAUUAUUACGGGCCGUGGCACAACAGCCAGUAUCAGUUGAGAUCGCUAAUGGCGGCAAACAUUUUAGAAAAUACAAGAAUGGGAUAUAUCGUGGACCAUGUGCUCUCCAUCCUUCCCAUGCGGUUACUAUAGUUGGUUACGGUGAAGAACAUGGAGUGAAAUAUUGGUUGUAUAAGAAUUCUUAUGGUACAAAAUGGGGUGAUAAGGGCUACAUGAAGAUAAUAAGAGAAGCUGGAGAAGCUGCUGGUCAUUGUAGCAUUGCUCUAAAUCCUGUUUACCCAACUAUAUAA